Anopheles moucheti is the source of this 4873-nucleotide messenger RNA. It is a transcript of the gene MFS17, whose product is annotated as vesicular glutamate transporter 3. The transcript is spliced from 4 exons. Gene Ontology annotation, cellular component: plasma membrane. Gene Ontology annotation, molecular function: transmembrane transporter activity. Lineage: Eukaryota; Metazoa; Arthropoda; Insecta; Diptera; Culicidae. Gene Ontology annotation, biological process: transmembrane transport; monoatomic anion transport. Bases 1094 to 2716 code for a protein of 540 amino acids. The record is from RefSeq and is a predicted model, not a curated record.
AGUACCUUCAGCUGGCAAAGGGUGGGCUGAAAAAAGUGUUACACGUACAACGAAAGUGUAAUCCGCAACCGAUUCUAAUCAAUGAUUUGUUUUGUUGUGCAAUGGCUAGAAGUGAUAGCAAGAGUGUAGCGCUUACCUUGAACGCAGUUUGGCAUUAAUAGGUAACUGUUGUUGAACGACAAAGCUGUGGACGGUGGCAGAGGUAGAAUAAGUGGUCCACGGAGAACAUAACUCUUCCCGGGAAGAAGAUUCUCAGAAGCAUGUUUUCCGGUAGCAGUUAUCGAACGUGUCCCAGCGCUCCGGUGUUGCACCUUCGACAUGAACCCGUGCGGUCGAAUGUUACCGUAGCGAAACAACAGUACCGGAUGCCGAAGAUCGAGAUUGGUGAACUGAGUGGUGCAAAGGGUGCCUCAAUGUUGGCCAACAGCGGAAGUUAAUGCAUAGAUAAAACAUCAUCAUUAUGCUUGCUGCGAGACUGCCUAGCUGCUAAUCUUCAACUGCCCUGCAACUGGAAAAGGACAAACCGUCUGCCUCAUUGGCUCAUCCCGCAUGAUCCGCUGUUAGUGUUCGCAUUGAUCGAUCUGGCCAUCGGCCUUAGUGGCCUACGAAGUGUUCUACCGAGCGCAAGCUGCUUAGCUGCAGUGGAUGAUCACCCAGCCCAGGAAGCAGCUGCGAAUGUUGAAUACGCUGCUUUAUUCUUUGAUGCGAACAGUAAACGAAAGAAGUUCAUUCGCUGUGUGAGAAUAUUUGGCCAAUGGCACAAAAUCGACUGUCCGCAGUCAUUCGGUGUUUAAAUCGCCGAUUCAUUCUGUUUGCUUUGGAGUAGUUAGUUUUUCGGAUUUCCUUUUCCACAACGGUUUCUAACGGUGGUUUUUGUUUUAAGUUAAUUUUUCGACGCGAACCUCUUCUCUGGUUUUGUUCAUGAUUUGUUACGCAAAACAUAAAAGCCGGUAGGACAUUGUGUGUUCGAGCGUUUUGACACAUUUAAUCUAUGUGUGAUACUACCUAUUAUGCGGGUUUUUGUGGAGCCGAAUUAUUUUCAUCGUUUUGCUGCUUAGUUUCUUGAAUUAUUGGCACGUAUUUAAUUGCCACAAUGGACGAGAAGGAAGUUAACUUCUUGCCGAAACCGAAAAUGCCGAAGGUGGGAUGCUUCCGGGCGAUCUGUGAUCGCAUUCCGGCCCGGUUGGUGCUGUACUUUCUGUCCUGGUCCGGAUUUCUGGUCUCGUUCGUAAUGCGAAACGAUAUCAACUUUGCCCUGGUGGCUAUGGUACAGGAUCCCAGCACGAACUCCACCGGCAACGAUCACUGCAACACCGGGGCGGAUGCCGUACCCUCACUGGAAGAGGGUGGCGAAUACAACUACACGCUGUCGAUGGCCAACGCCACCACAACCGUACUGCUGGAUGGGCUUGCCUCGAUCGAUGACAUCAAGUUCGACUGGGAUUCAACCGUGCAGGCAGUCAUCAAAUCGUCCUUCUACUGGUGCUACGUACUGUCGCAGGUGGUUGGCGGUGUGGCCACCCAGUACUUUGGCACUAAGAACGUGUUCGGGUGGUCCCAAUUCCUGACGGCCGCUUGCAGUUUGCUCAUACCGCAUGCAGCGGACUUGCAUUACGGUGCCGUGAUACUGCUGCGAUCGGUGCAAGGCUUCGCCAGUGGGCUCACCUGGCCGGCCAUGUACGCCAUCGUCGGCUACUGGAUACCACCGGUCGAGCGAAGCCGAUUCAUGAGCAGCUUCCAGGGCUUCAGCAUCGGCAUUGGGUUGACGUAUCCGCUGUGCGGUUUCAUCAUUGCCCAUUUUGGCUGGCGUCAGGUGUUCUACACGACCGGUACGAUCGGCAUGGUUUGGUGCGUGUUCUGGUAUCUGCUCGCCUACAACACACCCCAGGAGCAUCCGCGCAUCACACCGGAGGAGCUGGAGUACAUCGAGCUAAACGUGAGCGAGGACAUUAAGAAUGGGCAGGGGAUGCGUGUACCGUGGCGACGCAUCUUCACCUCGAUGCCGGUGUGGGCGAUCGGACUAACCACAUUCGGGCGCAUUUGGGUGCACUACACGUUCAUCAUGUCCGGGCCAGAGUACAUGCAGAAGAUCUUCUGCUUCGACAUACAGCAGAACGGACUGUUGUCCGGUGCGCCAUUCCUCUGCUCCUAUCUGUCAUCCGUGCUGUUCUGUUAUAUCGCGGAUCUGCUGAUGGAUCACAAGACGCUGACACUCACCAACGUCCGCAAGCUGUUUACCGCUUUGUCACAGAUCGUGCCGGGCGUGCUGGUGCUGCUGGUCGGCUACCUCGGCUACCAGAUCGUAACGGUGCUGAUACUGUGGUUUGUCGCCGUAACCUUCAUCACGGCGUCGUAUGCUGGCGCAAUGGCAAACAUCGUCGACAUUGCCCCGAACUUGGCAGGACCAGUGUUGGCAUUUGCGCAAACUAUCCACAUGACCGCUUCCUUCCUGCAGCCGCUCGUUACCGGCUUCAUGGUGACUGAUUCGCAAAACAUUAAUCAGUGGUUGCACGUGUUUGGUGUAUCGUCGGUGGUGGCGAUCAGUACGUACCUUAUCUACCAGGUGUUUGGAACGGCGGAGAUACAAUCUUGGAACUAUCCCGUUCCCGAUCCGGAAAUAACGUCCUCGGAUGAUUCAGCCGUGAUUGCCAAUCAACCAAUGAUAAAGGUUGAACCAGGCCUCAAGUUUGACGACGACGACGACGAUGACGAUUGAAAUGAAGGAACGGACACGCCUGUUCGAUACAACACUGUAUUGUGUAUCUUCUGUUUUUGCACUCGUGACAACAAUUAAUGUUAAAGAAAAUUAAUGCUAAGGUGAGUAGUGAGGGGAAGUUGAAACAAAAAUUCCACUUAAAAUUUAAUUAAAACAAAUCCAGAGCGGGAGUGAUGUAGUACGCUAGAAGAGGACAACAUAUGUGAUUAAUUCGAUACGGAAACGAAGGAAAGGAUAAAGAACGAAGGAAAGAAGGCGAUUAUUAAGCGAUGAGUGUAAAAUGAAACAGGAAAUCAGGGAAAACUUAGAAUGGAAACAAGUGUGUGUGUGAGAGAGAGCAAGAGCAGAGAGUGAAAGUUUGAGUCGUGUUAUUGAAUGGUGUGAAUCACAAUGUGCUACUCACAAAUCCGAUAAAGACUUAUGUCGUCAUAUUGCGAUCGAUUACUUAGACAAAAUUAAUUACAUUCAAGUAAAACGCAGUUUUAACGUUCGUAUAUUCGCAUAAAAAAUGGAAAGGCGUACGUACGGCGCGAUCCGGUGGCGUAUUGGUCCGGUCUUCACACGACAGGACCGAGGAAAAAAUGCAUCCGGACUAAAACCCCCGUAGCAAGGACUGACCAUCCGGUUACGUGGUACAAUUAAGUCGAUACGGCAUGGCCGGUGUAACAAAACAAAAAAAAAGGAACGAAGGGCACGCACACACGCAUACCGACAUUUGUGCAAAGUUUUCUCUCUUUACAUUGCCAGUAGUAGAGCAGAUCAGUUUAUUUUGGAAUACUUUUAGUUAACACUUAACAAUAGCCAUUCUUUUGCAAGCGGAGAUCUAUUGAAGGCUCUUUUUGUUGCAGUUGUUGUUUACUUUAGUCAGUUUUUAUGAGCUUAUGAGUUAUAGUACGUGUUCUUUAUAUCUUUUCGCUUUUUUGCUUUUGUUUUCUUAGUUGUAGUACUUUGUUCAGUAAACAGACAGCAUUAUAAUUAUUUUUAGGUGUAGUAGGAUGAGUGUACAUUUACAGUAGAUGAUAGAAAGAAGCAACAAUCGGUACGAGUACGAGCGUUAACCACUCUAAAUUUGUUAUCACACCAUUGUGGUCGGCCAUUCGUAGUCUUAUUGUGGCAAUUUUGCACCGACAAUAAGCAGCAUGCAAUUCCAUAAUGUCGAAUGCCCGAGAAAUGGGGAACUAUGUAGAAGCACAGCGGCAUUCGCGUAUGUAUAUUCCACACCGACCCAUUACUGUUCUCUGUCCCCCUGUUAUGGGAACUCUGUUAAACUAUACGUGCCUAUAUAACAAACAAACGAGAAAUUAUCCCCCGUUUUAGUAGUGUGGUGAGGGAUAUUUUUCAUCGUAGUAGAAUAAGGGUGAAAAAGGUGGGAAACUUAAACCCGUUGCAUUAAUCUUUCCGUACUAUAAAACGUAAGACUAAACUUUAAAAUGAGCCAAGUUGGGGAAGUUUAGAAAACAAAGAAAACAUCUUCUCAUUAUGGUUGAUCACAUUCUCAAGAACCACACGCGAUACGGUGCUGCACGCGUUAUUCGAGUAGAAAUGAAAAAAAGAUGAAUAACCACACGUAAAGUUACGGCGCUUUACGGCGAGAAUAUGGUUUAAACAGCACACUAACCGAACCAGUUGGUACCAAUUUGUGAUCUCAGUCAAAAGUUUCAAACCAACAUCUAUCAGUCGCAAAGUAAUAAUAAUAAAAGAAAUGAAAAACAUUAACAUCCUUCGGAUUGUUACCUUAAUACCUUAGACCUUAUGAAUAAUAGCAAUAGCUAUAUUUAGAGUUAUUGAAUCAUCAUGCAGCAGAUUGGGUACAUAAAGUAUGGCUAAUCGUCGGUUGAAGUCGAAGCCGAUUAAAUGAAACACAAACAUGUGAAAUAAGGCAUGAAAAUAUACAGAGAAGAGAGUUACAGAUGGCAAAUAUAACGAAUCCUUGUAAAAACAUAGAGCACAGACAUAUUUGCAUAUAUUGAUGUUUGACAUAAAGAUUAGUUGGAUACUAAAUGACGAUGACAAACGAAAUAAAGAACGCGGUAGGACCUUUCGAGUAGUGAUGUGCCAUACGAGUUACUUAAGACCCGGCCCCGACUCGAUUGUAAACGAAAUAACCCACCCACUCCGGUGGGUGUAUUUCGGUCAACUUUGGACUAACUCCAUGAU